This is a messenger RNA of Spodoptera littoralis (African cotton leafworm), 1821 nucleotides long. The record is from the annotation of a GenBank genome assembly. NCBI's taxonomy places the organism in Eukaryota, Metazoa, Arthropoda, Insecta, Lepidoptera, Noctuidae.
AUGUCUGGUGUGCCGAAUGAUUGGCAAUUAGAAUGCGUCGAAGUGAAGCAAAGGGGAGAAUAUCUCCUGAAGUCUGGGCAAUGGUCAGACUGUACAUUCUUGGUGGGAACAGAUCCCGACCAAGUGGUUAUUGCUGGCCAUAAGCUGAUUUUGGCGAUGGCAUCUCCAGUUUUCGAGGCGAUGUUCUAUGGUGGUAUGGCUGAGAGGAAUGAGCCCAUACCUAUACUAGAUGUACAGCCUGAGGCUUUUAGAGCUCUGUUAGAGUACAUAUACACAGAUAAUAUCAACAUCAGCUCGUUCGAUAAGGCCUGUGAGUUGUGCUAUGGAGCUAAGAAGUACAUGCUGCCACACCUGGUGAAGGAAUGUACUAGGUAUCUGUGGUCAGACCUAUAUCCACGGAAUGCCUGUCGUGCCUAUGAGUUUGCAAGGCUCUUUGAAGAAAAUGUACUAAUGGAUAAGUGCAUACAGAUCAUCAGUACAAACACCAAGGAGGUUUUAAACGACAUCAGUUUCGAAGAUGUGGAGUUGAACACAGUGAUGACAGUGUUUUCCUUGGACCAUUUGAAUGUGGACAGUGAACUGGACUUGUUUAAUGCUGCAGUCAGGUAUGCCAAGGCUCAGGACAAGAGGAACUCGGAAAGGAGCACGUCUCCACCUUCAGAGAUUGGACCUCCUAAUGAAAAGAGGCCUAAGAGCCCUGAACCUUCCACUUCUAAAGAUAAACCACAGGUGGUGAAUGUUGAAAGUAGUGCUGAGAACAGUCCAGAAGCAGUGAUGGAGCCUGCAAAGUCCAGUGACAACUCUGACCAGCCCCUACCAGGACCUUCAGACGAGAGCAAGAAGAACAGACCCGAUCCUAAAACUGACAAACCAACGAUUCGGAAAGCCAUUGAGAAGAUUCGUUUCUUGACCUUGACGCCGCAGCAGUUUGCAGAGGGACCAGCUCGUUCCUCACUACUCACCGAAUCGGAAGCGUUUGCAGUUCUCAUGAAUAUUCUAUCCAGCACUUCGGAUGUGGCCAUGCCAAGCGGCUUCUCUACCUGCAGAGUGCCCAGAAAGCAGCUUAUUGGCGAUGGACCAUCUUCUAAUAUGGCAACAUUAACGGUGGAUACUCCAAGUCCAGUGAUGAUGGACCAAGUGUUCGGAGCGCCGUCACACCUCGCCUGCCUACCUCCCUACCCCAGGCCUACGCGACACGAUGUAGGCACGAGGCACUCAGCAAUAGUCCAGAACAUGAACCUGGCAGCUGGGAUGGGAGUAGGGAUAGGAGCAGGCGUGGGCGUGGGCGUGGGCCUGCCCGUGGCCGAGCUGCCCCACCUGGACCGGCACGGCGCCGACUACAACAAGAUCUACUGCCAGCGACCUAUCAUCCAGCACACCGACUGUCUCAACACUUCUGUACUCGACUGCUCCGUCACUUUUAUGGUGGAUAAGAACAUCUGUCUUCUUGGUGUGCAGGUGCCUACUCAAGCCCCAAGCGAGGAGAGUGGAGUGUCAAUGGCGGGCGGCGGCGGCGGCUCGUACUGCGAGCUACUGUACGCGCACCUACUCGACGCAGACGGAGCCAGGCUCACCUACACCCACUACACGAGCCGCGUGCCUUACCGACAUCUGCUCGAUAUCAUGUUCAACCGACCUGUCUACAUACAGAGGAACAAGGUAUACAAAGUGGGCAUAGUAUUUAACAAGGUGGGUUGGUAUCCCAUGGGCACCUGUGCCCAGCAAGUAGCAGCUGAGUCCGUCUUCUUCAACUUUGGCAUUGGACAGAGCUCGGACUCAGUCCGAGAUGGACUCAUAAGGUCCAUUAUUUUCACAUACUAG